UUAAACAAAGUUUUAGAAAAAUGGAUGCUCUCUAUGAGAUUGUUGAUAAAAUCUUAUUAUUACCAUUGGGUAGUGUGGUAGAAUUGAAUUUCAAACUAGUCUGGUUAUUUUUGGGCUUUCUUAUUUUGUAUUUGUUAUUCUGGAAAAAGACUGGCUUUAUAAUUACAGACACCAAAAGACCUCAGCUAACAAAUCAAUUAAAUCCUGAUGAUAAACUAUAUGUUCCUAAAGAAAUGAAUGCUCCUGCAAUGCCAGGAUGGGCUGCAAACAUAUACAGGAAACUUUUAAGAACAGUAAUUGGAAGACGCUAUCUGAUUGAAAUAGCCAAGCAUCGAAGUCGCAUGAAUAUCUUCAGUAGUAUGUGUCUACCAGAUAAUCCAACUUUUUUUCCAAUUAUUCUUCCUACUGAAGAUACAUCAAGAGAUGGACCUGUUGACUGUUGGAAACUUUUAAAACCAUGCACAUCAUAUGGGUUUGCAUUCAACACAAUAUCAAAUUAUAUUGAAGCAUAUAGGAAUGGAACAAGAACACCAACUGAUGUGGCUUAUAAAAUUAUUGAUGCAAUUGUGGAUUCAGAGAGCAAAACACCAAAAAUGAGAAUUAUUAUAGAGCAUCAUACAUCAAAUAUUCUUUCUCAAGCUGCAGAUUCAACUCAGCGUUGGAAAAAUAACUUACCUCUGUCUGUAUUUGAUGGAAUUCCUGUUGCAGUUAAGGAUGACUUGCAUUUAGCUGGUUACCCAAGUCGUAGUGGUACGCCACUUGAAGAAUUUAGUAAAGUAAAGUCUUUGCAAGAUGAAGGAUGGAUGGUGAAAAAACUUAGAGAAGGUGGUGCUAUAUUUAUUGGUAUGGCAAAUAUGCACCAACUAGGGAUUGGUGUUACUGGAAUUAACCCAAGCAUAUAUCAUGGCACUUGUCGUAACCCAUACAAUGUUGAUUAUCCCACUGGUGGAAGCUCUAGUGGUUCCGCUGCAGCUGUAGCUGCUGGUUUAUGUCCGAUAGCCUUAGGAGCAGAUGGUGGUGGUUCUAUUAGAAUGCCUGCAGGUAUAAAUGGAGUGGUUGGAAUAAAAGCAACAUUUUCUCGAAUAAGCAAGGCUGGUUGUGGAAAAGUAAAUUCCGCUGUUUCUCAUCCAGGUUUUGUGUGCUCUACUGUUCGGGACUCUGCCAUCGCAUAUGGUUUUCUUGCUGGCCAUGACUGUCAGUAUCCGAUCGGAAUGGUGCAACCUAUGCCUAAUCUUUUUGAUUUUGAAGUUAAGAAUUUGUCUGGCAUUAAAAUUGGAGUUGAUUGGAUAUAUUUUAAUCAUUGCAAUCCUGAAAUUGCUAUGCAUUGUAAACAAGCUGUCAAAUAUUUGGUAAAUAAAUGUAAUGCAGAGUUGGUGGAAAUUUCGAUACCAGAACUUCAUGAAUCAGCUAAUGCACUUUAUGUUACAAUUUUAACUGAAAUGGCAAACGGUUGCAAAACAAUAUACAAUCAACAUCAUGAUAAACUUAAUGCAGAUUCAGAAAUCAAUUUACAAAUUGGUGGAUCAUUCACAGCAGUUGAAUAUUACGAGGCUCAGAAACAACGCACACGUUCCAUGAACAUUUUACAGCGUUUGUUUUCGUCUGUAGAUUGUAUAGUUAAUCCAACUUUUGGGGACUUUAUGCCAAAACUAAACGAUGAUAUACUUAAAUUCGGAUACACAAACAUUGCUCAUUUAUCAAAAAUUACUCGAUUUUCAACUCUCGGUAAUUUGACUGGCAUUCCGUCUGUUUCAGUACCAGUUGGUUAUUCCUCAAACAAGCUACCCAUCAGUUUGAUGGUUCAAGCAUCAUGGUGGAGAGAAGAUCUUGUUUAUCGAGUGUCUCAUGCUCUAGAAGAGUGCUGUAAAAUACGCCAACCUGAUGUUUACUAUGACGUUUUGAAUAAUUAGAUAACAAGAUAUUUUAUAUUUGAAUAAUGUGUUGCUGUUACUUUUUAUUGUUUGUUUGUACUAUUCCACUUUUUCAAUCAUGGCAUUUAUUUUAUUGAACAAAAAUUUUUACUUUUA
Messenger RNA from Hydra vulgaris (swiftwater hydra), 2027 nucleotides. RefSeq lists its product as uncharacterized. Lineage: Eukaryota; Metazoa; Cnidaria; Hydrozoa; Anthoathecata; Hydridae. The record is from RefSeq and is a predicted model, not a curated record. Gene Ontology annotation, molecular function: catalytic activity.